UCGCCGUCAGUCCAAACUCCAUCAUCAGACGAGGGGUCCCGAACCCUCUUUCACAAGAAUGGCCUUUUUUCUUUGUAGGAACCACAGCUCUUGUCUAGUUUGAAGAAAGAUUUUCUGGAGGGGCGUCGGCCCGUAGUUUCACCCCUUGUUGUCUAUUUCUUUUUUUCUCUGCUUCACCUCAGACCCGGUCUCUAUCUCCCUGCAUGCCCCCUACUCCCUCUCAGCCUUCCUCCUCUUCCUCCUCCUCCUCCUCCUCCUCCUUCUUCCUCUUCUUCUCUGCUCGGCUGUUCUCGGACUGAUUAUUUUUUCUUGGCCGGGAGCAGCAGAGCUGGUGGGAAAGCACCAGGCUAUAUUUGUCGGCCCCUGAGGUGGGACCUGCUUGACGGUGGAUGAUCAUAUCUCGGGGGGGGGGGGGGGGGGUUUACCUGAUCCCACCUGCACGUCCUGCGUCCUCAGCACCUGCUUGGCUCUGAAUAAGGAACUAGUUAAAGACCCCUUGAACUGGACCUCACCUGUGGAACACUUGUGUCAGUCCUGUAUUAUUGGAGCUAAAAGCACUAAUUGGGAUCUAAAGCUCCCGCCAAACUUUGCAGCUCCGCCUCGUUUCCAACAGAAGCCUUAAGUUUUCAGAGUGACUUCUCCUUGGGUGACAAGACCGCCUUGGUCAAGAGUGUUUCAGAUACAGAUGCCAAACUUCUGGCUGUCCUCCCCAAGGUUUCAGAGUUGAAGAAACACUUUGAGGCACCUGUCACAAAGGAUUUGGGAAUGAACAGGAAGGAGCGGGUAGCCCGGCGCCUGGAGGGGAUCGAGACUGAUGCUCCUCCCGCCCUGGUGCCUGGUGGUUUGGUAGCCAACAGAAUGCUCGAGGAGGAUCAACCGCGGUACACCCGCGCCUCAGACCCCUGUGAGCCUUGUGUGAUGGUGAGGCGCUAUAGUCGCGAGGAUUUGGAGGAACCCCAGAAGCAGGUGUCUUCUCCAGACAGAGUACACCGGGUCAAAGGCGGAGUUGGCAGUGGCCGUCCGGAGCCAAAGCUGGUGUACGUCGACCCAGUGAUGUUAUCCACCUCCUCUACACCCACAUCUGGCCCCGCGGACCCCACCAGCCUCAGUUCCAAGGCCGAACGCAUAGCCCGCUACAAAGCAGAGCGCCGCCGCCAGCUAUCAGAGCGCUACGGCAUCCUACUGGAUCAGGAGGCGGACAUUGAUUUCACACCGCGCCACAGGUCCCGCCGAGACCCCGAGACCCCUGGUCGACAGACGACCGCCAGGCGAGACAAAGACAGACAUGAAUCCGAGGAACCGGAACAGGAGCCCAGGCUGCCAUACCGCUCUGGAGUGGGAAAGGUUUACAUGAGGACUCAUCCAGACCCUGCACCUGCAAACACAUCAAGCCCGGCCCACACACAGCAAGCUCCUCCCCCCACACAGGAAAGACCGAGCAGACAUUCGGAGCGGGAAAGAGCAAUGAACAUGGAGAACUACCGGCGUGGAGGAACUCAAGAACGAGUAACCGCUUCAAGAAGUAGAACCCAGGAGCAUCAUCCGCCCCAGCCCCAACAACAACAACAACAACAACAACAACAACAACAACAACAACACCAAGACCCUGCCCACCAGGAGUCAAGCCCCGCCUCCAAAAGGGACUACAGCAUUGCAGCGGUGCCCAACUCUCCUCGCACCGCCCGCCGGGCCUCCCUGCCCUCUACUCGCUACGGCAUAUCACCUGGGGAUUUAUUCAUAGAGCAGCAGGCCCAGAGCAUCCUCAACAGGCAGGGAAUCCGAGUAAGGGAAAAAUUACCCAGGGAUGAAACUGUCCAGAGGCCCCCUGACUGGAGUCCAGACAAGAACCAGGUUAACAGACACUCUGCUCAGGGGAACACUCAGUAUACACCACAGCACUCAGAAUCCACCCAACAAAGGUCUGUUCAUCAGCCUCAGCCCAUCCCAGGGCACCAUCCUGCCCAAGUCCAAACAGCCUACCCUUCCUCUGCUCCUGAGUACCAUCAUCCUGGCCCUGCAGUGGACCUGCAGCCCUAUUUGGCCAUGCCUGCCCCAGUGGCCACUGCCAAACUUCCUGGACCUCCUGAGGUACCACCUCGAAGGAGAGUGAGUGCCGACCAAAUCUAUGCCGCUCACAAGGAAGCAAGAUUAGAGGUUAGACAGGCCCUGAAGGAAGAGCCCCUAACAGAGGGCCUGCUGAAGAGCAGGAAAGCUGUGUUGCCCUCAGAGAUCCGCCGAAGGGAAAAGAGUGUGGAGGACACUCAUAGGGGCUGGCAUGAAGAUAUGGACUGGCAAAACUACAGCCCAGAACAGAGGAGGAUGAGUCGAGGCGAGGAAGACUGGGAUUGGAACCGACCGAGAGAAAGGGGGAGAGAGAGAAAUGUUGAGAGGAUCAGAGAAAGGGAGAGAGAGAAUCUCUCUAGUCUUGACAGCCAAGAGGAGAGAUUAGUUAAAGCUUUGCAGCCGUCCCACUUGUCUGUACACCAGCAACCAAGGCAGCAUCAAUCCUCAGAGACUAUGUUCCACCAAGAACCUCAAAUUCAGCAGCAAGACCCACAAAGGCAGCAUCAGUAUGACAGCUUGAGACAGCCACAAGAGCCUGAAAGACAACAACCCACUCAAAUAAGGCAGGACUAUAAAAUCCAAAAAGAAGAACAUCCAAGUCAGCAGCAAGACCCCCAGAGAAAACAAGAUCCCCAACUAGACAAAGAGUUUGAGCCUCAGAUGGAGCAGCUGCAGGAUCCAUCAGGUCACCAGAGGUUUGACUCUGCAGUCUACCUUCAGAAAACCUCUUCUUUGCCUCAGGCCAAAAACAGAAGCACGGAGAUGAGUGGGGGGCCCAAGCACAAGGUUCGAACCCGCUCCAUGUCAGAUAUAGGUAUAAGCCAGCAUUCUACCAUGUACCGUAUGGAGAGGGCAGCAGCCAACCGGGAGACAUCCAGGGCCAUUCCACCUUCAGGGAUGGCCAACGGGGAGAUGGGUACCCUGGACACCAGGGUGUCGGUAGCACAGCUGCGACACUCUUAUCUGGAGAAUGCCAACCGGAAACCCGAGUUUGAGACUGCUAAAGUAGAUCUCUUGGCAGUGGAGGUAGAUCCAGCUAGCGGCAGUGAUCGAGACAGGGGCGCUCGGAGGCCUCGUCGCUACAUCACUCCAGGAGACAGUCGCAUGUCGGAGAGGUUUAGGACUCAGCCCAUCACGUCCGCAGAGCGCUUCGAGUCCGAUAGGUCACGUCUAAGCCCAUCACAGCUCCAGGAUGCUGAAAUGGAUGAAGAGAAGCUUGAUGACAGAGCCAAGAUGAGCGUGGCUGCCAAGAGGUCCCUCUUCAGGGAGUUGGAGAGGACAUCAGACGGGAGCAUUCCCAAACCACGUUCUCGGAACGCUGCCGUAGAAAGACGUCUAAGACGAGUCCAGGACCGAUCUCACACACAGCCUGUCACCAACAAGGAGGUGGUCAAUGCUUCAAGUGAUGCUGCUGCCACACCGUCACAGACUGUGUGCAUUCACCCGACUGUCACCUGCGUCCCAAGCUCCACUGUAGCCAACACAAGUGUGACUAGCAUCAGCAUCCAGGCGUCCUCGCAGCCGGGCUCAGCGGUGCAGGAGCAGGCGAAGGACGCGGACGAGCGGCGGAAACCCGCUCAAGCCCUCGGGCCGGAGGAGGAAGAUGGCCAGGAGGAGCCUUUCCUGGAUGAACCCGACCUGUCCACCCUCAGCCUGGCUGAGAAGAUGGCCCUCUUCAACCGCAUGGCUCAGACGACGGGCAAGACCGCGGAAGGGGCCCUCCGGGGGGACACCCGCCAGCGCAGGGCCAAUGCCCGUUUUCAGACCCAGCCCAUCACGCAAGGAGAAGUGCAGCAGGAAGACGAACCGCCCGCGACCUCCGCAGAGUGCACCGACGACUUAGAGGGAGAUCAUCUGAAAACCGGUGGGGCGAUCAAAGUGGAGCCUUUGUCGGCCUCCCUGGUUCGAUCUGUGGCCGCGGUCACCUCCCAAGCGGCUGUCACCAUGGUAACCGUGCCGCCAGGCGGCAGCAGCAGUGUCGCCGACGGCGAUGGCGACGACGACGAUGGUCUCUGUGCAGGAAAGUCCACAGCCAUCCCCUACAUCCCUGCCCAACAACAGGCUACCGGCAACGCGGGCAGCCACCAGGAGAGGGCGCUGAGGUACUUCUCCAUGACCCAGAGCGGGGACCCGGGCCACCCCGAGCCCGAGCUCGACUCCUCCCCUCCCCUCGCCGAGAGCCGCGAGAGAGUGGGGGCUCCCGCUGCUCCCGUCCCCUCGGCUGGUCACAGGCAGCAGAGGGAGGCCGUGGAGGAGGGCAGGAGGAGGCAGCCAGAGGAGGAGGGCAGGGGGAGACGGCGGGGUGGAGCCACAGAAGACAGCGUUAAGGAGAAGCUGCACUCCCACGACAAGGACCGGGACGGCAGGCAGCAUCAGCAUCAGCAUCAUCCCCAGCCUCAGCAUCAGCAUCAGCAUCAGCAUCAGCAUCAGCAUCAGCAUCAGCAUCAGCAUCAGCAUCAGCAUCAGCAUCAGCAUCAGCAUCCCCAGCCCCAGCCUCAGCCUCAGCACUCUGCCGCGCCCUCUUCGUGGAGGGGCGAGUCGGAGCCCGUGUCCGGCUGGAGAGCUGCCGACGGAGAUUCCCAGGAGAGCAGAGAGAGAGCGGAGGCAGGCGGAGGAGGAGGGGGAGGAAGAGGAAGAGGAGGAAGCCACCUGAGAGAGGAGCAGGAGCAGGAGCAGGAGCAGGAGCGGAGCAGCGGCCGGAGCCAGGGAGGCGUCUCAGACUUGCCGGAUCACUCUGCAACCCUCAGGCCGCCGGUCGUUAAAGUGUCGUCCAGGACCGUGUGUCACGUGUCGAGCAGCCAAACCGUCAUCCAGUCUCCUCCGACUCCCCGGAAACCCUUUGCGCCGCCGCCGCAGCAGCCCCCUCCCACCCAGCCCAAACCGCCGUCCCUCAUCCAGCCCCCGCCCACGCAUCCCAAGCCUUUGGCCCAGUCCCCUCAGACCCAGCCCAGACCGCAGGGCUUCGUCCAGCCUCUUCCGAAGCCUUACCCACAGACGGCCCCCCAGCCGCCGCCCAAACCUCAGGUGCCUCCGCAGACGCCGCCCAAGCCCCAGUCCCUCCCCAAGGCCCUGGUCAAGUCCCAGUCCCUGCCGCUGCCCCUGGACCCCGGCGAGGACUACAGCAGACACAGUGUCCACUCUGGAGACCUGCUGUCCCCCACAGAGUCCGGGGACCGGCUGUGUGACGGCAUGUCCAGCAAACAGAUGUCUAUCAGGGAGAGAGUGGCUCUGCUGAAGAAGAGCGGCGAGGAGGACUGGAGGAACAGGAUCAACAAGAAGCAGGAAGUGGUGAAGGUGGCGUCCGCCGAGCAGCAGGCGCAGCUAUGGGAGCAGACGGAGCAGACGUGUCAGAAGAAGGAGGAAGGGGUGGUGGUUCAGGACUACUCUGCCGUGUCUGUGUCUGAACAGCUGUGGGAACCCGUGUUCUCUUCCACCUAUUCUCCUCCUAUCUCGCUCGGCCAAAAGUGUCAGUACGUUGACCACCACCGGCAGAGGAGCGGGGAGGAGAUCGAGGCUCAGAUGACCAUCGAGGAGAGGAAGCAGAUGAUCUCGACCCGGGAGGACGCCUGGAGGACGAGGGGCAGGGGAGCGGCCAACGACUCCACCCAGUACACGGUGGCGGCGCGCAUGGUCAAGAAAGGCCUGGCAGCCUCCUCCUCAGUUAUCAGUCCCAUCCUGUCACCAGUCGCCACCAAACUCAAGAGCAACACGCCGGCUGUCGGCAAACCACAAGAGGAAAUUGAAGCGCGGCCAGAAAUGGAAUCGGACAAGAAACUGGACAAGCUGGAGAACUUCCUGGGACGUCUGAAUAGCAAAGUGGCAGGUCUGCAGGAGACCACGAUAACCGUGACCGAGAAGGCCGUGAAGGAGGUGAUGAAGCUGGACGACGAGAUCUUCUCCAAGUUUUACCGGCGCGUCGCCGAGUUCCCACGCUUGCCCACCAGGAUCGAGAUCAGCGAGGACUUCGACAGCAUCUUCGGCUCGCAGGGUCCCAGGUUACCGUCGGCCAUGGUGCAGCACAAGCGCUCGGUGCGUCCGUCCAGGAACGUGCAGUCGUCCAGGAACCCCGUGAAGAUGCUGGCGGCCCGGGAGGACAUCAGACACGAGUACACGGAGCAGAGACUCAACGUGGCUCAGCUGGAGAGCAAGAGGAUGAAGGCUGAGAAGAGCCAGAUGAACAAAACGUCAGAGUACUCCGAAGCUGCUCUCGCAGGUCUGGCCAGUAAAGAAAACUUUGGCAGCGUGAGUCUCCGCAGCGUCAACAUCUCGGAGCAGAUGUCCAACAACAGCGCUAUGCCCUACAAGAAUCUCAUGCUGAUGCAGAUCAAAGGUCGCCGUCACGUUCAGACCAGAUUAGUAGAGCCGAGGGCGUCAUCGCUCAACAGCGGAGACUGUUUCCUGUUGGUUACUCCAGAGCGCUGCUUCGUCUGGAUAGGGGAGUUCUCAAACGUGAUCGAGAGGGCGAAGGCGAUAGACAUGGCCACCUUCAUCCAGACGAAGAAGGACAUGGGCUGCAGGGCGAACCAGGUGCAGACCGUCGAGGAAGGCGUCGACCCGCAGGCCCCGGACCACCAGCACUUCUGGACGAUCCUCGGGGGACAGAUGGCGUACCAACCGGCGGGUCCACCGGAGGAGGACGAGCAGUUCGAGAACGCCAUCGUGGAAACCAACUGCAUCUUCCGUCUGCUGGACGACAAACUGGUUCCCGACGACGACGAGUGGGGGAAGGUCCCUCACAACUCCCUGCUGGCGUCCAAAGAGGUCUUGGUGUUCGACUUUGGCAGCGAGGUGUACGUGUGGCACGGGAAGGAGGUGACGCUCGCCCAGAGGAAAGUGGCCUUCCAGCUCGCCAAGCACCUCUGGAACGGGACGUUCGACUACACCUGCUGCGACGUCAACCCGCUGGACCCCAGCGGCUGCAACGCACUCAUACCCAGGAAGGGCCAGGGCCGUCCCGAUUGGGCGAUAUUUGGCCGGCUGACGGAGCACAACGAGACAAUCUUGUUCAAGGAGAAGUUCGUGGACUGGACCGAAGCGAAGGCGCCGACACCGAAGGAAGGCGGCGAUCUGGUGCCUGAGCUGAAGGAGGCCCCGGGGCGCGAGUGCCGGCCCUACGACGCCACGCUGAUGCUGCCCGCGCUGCAGUCGUCCGUUGCCACCAUCUUGGACGGCGUGAACGUGGGCCGCGGCUACGGCCCCGUGGAGACGGAGGACCGCAUGAGGACGCAGGAGCUCGGCACGGCGUCCGUGGACGUCUGGCACAUCCUGGAGUUCGACUACAGCCGCCUGCCGCGCCAGAGCAUCGGCCAGUUCCACGAGGGCGACGCCUACGUGGUCAAGUGGAAGUACGUGGUCAGCACCUCAGUCGGUCGCAGGCAGAACCCCGAGGCGAGGAGCACCGGACCGGGGAAGGAGAAGUGCUGCUACUUCUUCUGGCAGGGCCGCCACUCCACCGUCAGCGAGAAGGGAACGUCGGCGCUGAUGACGGUGGAGCUGGACGAGGAGCGGGGGGCGCAGGUUCAGGUGCAGCAGGGGAAGGAGCCGCCAUGUUUCCUCCAAUGCUUCAACGGGGGGAUGAUCAUCCACGCGGGCAAAAGGGAGGAGGAGGAGGAGAACACUCAGAGUGAGUGGCGUCUGUACUGCGUGCGCGGCGAGGCACCGGUGGAGGGCCACCUGCUGGAGGUGGCGUGCCACUGCAGCAGCCUGCGCUCCAGGGCCUCCAUGAUCCUGCUCAACAUCAACCGGGCCAUCAUCUACCUGUGGCACGGCUGCAAGACGCAGCUCCACACCCGCGGCGUGGGCAACACGGCCGCGCUCAAGAUCAAGGAGCAGUGUCCUCUGGAGGCGGGUCUCCACAGCAGCAGCAAGGUGUCCAUCCACGAGUGUGACGAGGGGGCGGAGCCUCCAGGCUUCUGGGAGGCGCUGGGCCGGAAGGACAGGAAGGCUUACGACUGCAUGCUGCAAGACACCGGCAAAUUCAACUUCACCCCGCGGCUCUUCCAGCUGAGCAGCACGUCCGGCGAGUUCGUGGCGAGCGAGUUCUUCCACCUGUCCAGAGCUGCCGACCUGGUCAGCUCGCUGCCGUUCCUGCAGGAAGACUUGUACAACGCAGCGCAGCCCGCCUUGUUCCUGGUGGACAACUUCCACGAGGUUUACCUGUGGCAGGGCUGGUGGCCUCAGGACAGCGAGUGCACCGGCUCGGCUCGCAUCCGCUGGGACGCGGACAGGAAGUGCGCGAUGGAGACGGUGCUGCAGUACUGCAGAGAGAAGAACGAGAAGAAGCCUCAGAAGUCGUAUCUGAUCCACGCCGGCCUGGAGCCGCUCACCUUCACCAACAUGUUCCCCAGCUGGGAGCACAGAGAGGACGUGGCCGAGAUCACCGAGGGGGAGGCGGAGGUGUGCAACCAGAUCAUCCUGGUGGAGGACGUGUUGGCCCGGCUCAGUCAGAACACCUUCCCCCUGGCCCAGCUGCGGGCCCGGCCGCUCCCCGAGGGCGUCGACCCGCUCCGCCUGGAGCUCUACCUGUCCGACCGGGACUUUGAGAGAGCUUUGGACAUGCAGAGGGGUGAAUACGAACGUCUGCCAGGGUGGAAGCAAGUGAACUUGAAGAAGGCCAAAGGACUGUUUUAAAAACCAAGAUGGCGUUCGUGGAGUGGAGAGAGACGAGGAUGGAGAGAGAGAGAGAGACAGAGAGAGAGAGAGAGGGGGAUGGAGAUACAGGAAAUGUCACAUUGACCUUUAAAGUGUUAAGACGUGCGAGGACACUGGAGAGAGAGAGAGAGAGAGAGGAGGAACCUUGAAUCUGAAGAGGAGACCUACACUGGACCGGAGAUGCACUCGCCUUUGCUUAUAGUCACGUUUUUUUAACUUCUUCAACCUUGUCGUGGCAAAAAUCUAACUCGAGUGGUUUCUAAGCGAACGGCUAAAAAGAAAGAAACAAACUUUGCUUUCGGUUCAUCACACGGUCGGUGGGACUCGAGUCACCGCUCAUGGACGCUUUGGUGUCAGAGUGCCAUGCUAUGGUUGUGUAUGUGUGUGUGUGUGUGUGUGUGUGUGUGUGACUGUAUAUACUGUUUGUAAUGUAUGUCUACUUGUGUUAAUGUGUGUUUUAGAUGCGUCUGUGACUUUGUAUCUAUGUAAAAGAAAAAAAAACCUCCUGUCACGUCAGGUGUUGUGAGGAGGGUUGUCUUUUCUUUUCUUUUCGUCUUUGUCGUCCACAGCGUCAGGAUGCUGUCCCGGCCACGAAGGGGAACUCUUUUGUGUUUUGCACGGCCGUGUUGAACAGCUGCUGUGACGUCGACGGGGAGAGAAGCAGCCGCUUCGGUGAAUCAGAAUGUAUAGUGCCUUUUGCUUUUUUGUGUACAGUUUAUAUACAGAAAAAAAUUCUAGUCUGCAUUUUGGAAGACUUUCUUUGUGAUAUAAGACAUAGUGAAUUAAAAAGAAAAAUCACGAUAACGCUCAAA
This is a messenger RNA of Scophthalmus maximus (turbot), 9527 nucleotides long. Its product is annotated as supervillin-like. NCBI's taxonomy places the organism in Eukaryota, Metazoa, Chordata, Actinopteri, Pleuronectiformes, Scophthalmidae. Gene Ontology annotation, molecular function: actin filament binding; phosphatidylinositol-4,5-bisphosphate binding. Gene Ontology annotation, biological process: actin polymerization or depolymerization; actin filament severing; barbed-end actin filament capping. The coding region runs from base 766 to 8694 and encodes 2642 amino acids. The record is from RefSeq and is a predicted model, not a curated record. The transcript is spliced from 40 exons. Gene Ontology annotation, cellular component: cytoplasm; actin cytoskeleton.